AUGGCAGACGAGACAUCAAAAACUCCUUAUAAUAGUAUCUAUGAGACUCUGAACCCUAAGAACCAGAAGUCAGAUGCUGAAUUGGUUUGCUGUAAGCACGGAUGCCAGUGCGCAUAUGGUCGGAAACCAGUUGAGAAUCAAUACGUGAAUCUUCCAUCUCCAAGCAAGGAGCAACAAGUCGCUGAGAAGCUGACAGCCAAGUUGGAAAAGCUGAAAGUGAAGGAAGGGAAGAUAGGAGGAUCGAAGGAGAAAAGAAAGAAGGAGAAGAGACAGCAACCACUGGCUGAGGAUAGCCAUGCAUACGAAAUGAUGGGUCCACCAACUGAAGGAUCAACUGCCACUUCUGCUCCAAUCACUACAGAGUCUCUGGAGAACAACGUCAAAUCCGACAACACUUCUUAUUCAGCCUACAUAGGUGUUCAAAGUUCUGCUGAUGCUGAGACUCAUGUGACUCGUCGUGGAGAAUUCGCUCUCUACCAUCUCUCUGAACCUGGAGCAUGCAUUGAUAACUUGACUCCAGGUCUUCCACUGAUGCUCGUCUACUAUACCACCACCAAGAAACACCGUCAUUAUCCCGUUCGCUCUUCUGGUUCCAACGGAGAAGUUCAUUACUUUGUCGAUUGUGGAUAUCCGAUCGUUCGCAAACACUUCUCGUUGAACCAGUUGGUUCAGUAUUAUCGGACUUUUGGAUCGAUCCAAAUCAAUCCAGAUGACACUUGUGCCGAGGCAUUCUCGUGGUGGUUGGAAUAG
Molecule: messenger RNA, 750 nt
Organism: Caenorhabditis briggsae
Lineage: Eukaryota; Metazoa; Nematoda; Chromadorea; Rhabditida; Rhabditidae
Exons: 3
Coding region: 1-750 (249 amino acids)
Source: RefSeq, a predicted model, not a curated record